Messenger RNA from Diaporthe batatas, 1785 nucleotides. RefSeq lists its product as uncharacterized. The record is from RefSeq and is a predicted model, not a curated record. The transcript is spliced from 2 exons. The coding region runs from base 1 to 1785 and encodes 594 amino acids. Lineage: Eukaryota; Fungi; Ascomycota; Sordariomycetes; Diaporthales; Diaporthaceae.
AUGGGCCAGUCCACCACCGCCCCCGGCCCCUCGUCGAACCCGCGAAAAGAGCUCCAGGAUGCCCUCCAGGAGCUCCAGAAGCAUGCCACAAACUACGUGAACCUUUCGCGGGUGCAAUUGGCCCUCAACGCGCUGCGCCAGCAGGCCGGCCAGGAAACCGUGAGGGUAGCCGUCCUCGGGCUGACCAACGGACCCGGGUCGGGACAGACAGCCAAGGAGGUCCUGCGGCUGCUGCUUGCAGACCCGUUGUCGCCGGAGCAGGACUGGGAGAAGGAGUUGAUGAGCCAUGACGCGAGACAACCUCUGAUAAUCCGCGUCGGGGCAGAUCAGGAAGCCGGUGCAAGCGGACACGGCGAGGGAACCAUGACGUACGCGAGGGGCGGUCUGCUGCACGAGUUGGCUGUCUCCUCGCCGGGACUCAAUGGCAGGAACCUCGAGAUCCUGCUUACAGAAACCAACCCGCUCGCCGACUCGACUGGAGGUGCGUUCCAGAAUUUCGAGGAGACCGCGCUGGUGCCGACUGUGGAUAUUCCUACAUCCAACACCGGGAGGUUCACCCCUGUCACGACACCAGUCCACAGAGCUUUGCUCGUCACGGAUGGGAUACUGGGAGCCGCCUCGUUGGCAAAUCUCCCUCUACUCCCUGGGAAGGGCGCAAUAGCCGCCGCGGUCAACACGCCUGGAUAUCAACCCGAAGACCAAUCGGCUUUGCCUUUUGCGACCAUCGACGUCACAGCGGCUGCCGAAGGCUUGAAUGCGCUGCGCCAGAGCGUAGACCGGGGUUUCGAGUACGAAAGGCUAUGGUUCAAGAGCAACCUGCCAUCUAUCACGGCCUGGCUCAGGUCCGGGGUCACGGCGGCGGGAGAAGGGGUCACGAAAGACGCUGUCCGAGAGUCGAUUGCGUCUAUCCUGUCCAACACUCACGCCAAAAUACAGCACGAGGAAGCCCGCAUGCUGUCCUCGACACUAUCGGUCCAGACGUCCACCGAAAUCCCUACGCUAAACGCAGCGCUGGCAGAAUGGGCCGAGAAAUCCCAUGCGGAGCUACAGGAGCAGCUCGACAGGGCAUUCACAGGCAGGCGGUGGCGGAAGUUGAACUGGUGGAAGCUCUUCUGGCGCGUCGAUGACGUCGGCGUGCUGUCGUCCGAGAUGCUCUCGCAGAGCUUCCUGCCGGGCGCGGAGCGGAACGUCAUUUUCCUCGCCGGCAAGAUCGAGGGAUCCGGCAUUUUCGGUCAAGACGCCCGCGGCAAGACGCCGUAUCUGACGCCGACAAUAGCUUCGACCGCGAGGCCAGCUGACGCGGGAGCAGGUCGAACGCCCGCUUUGCAACCUGUCCAGGAUGGGCUGUCUGGUACCAAGUGGCCAGCCCACAUCACCUUCACUCGCAACUAUCUGCAAUCCCGGACGGUGCCAGCCCUGCAGGCCCUGGCGCAGAGCCUCGUGUUCCAGUCGGCCGGCUUCUCGACCCUCACGACCUCGCUCGGCGCGCUCAUGUACCUGUCCACCUUUGGGGCGUCCGAGUCCGGGGCGGUCGCUGCCCUGGGCAUCGUGUGGAGCCUGCGCCGCCUGCAGAAGAAGUGGGAGACGGCGAGGGAGUACUGGCAGAGCGAGGUGAGGGAGGAGGGUCGCAAGGCCGUGAGGGCAGUCGAGAUCAGCGUCGGCGAGGCCCUCGACAAGGCCAUGCGCGACGGCAGCAAGGCCAAUGAGGAUGCCUUGCUGUCCGAGCUGAGACAGGCCAGGGAGCUUGUGCAGAGGGCCGAGGAGGCAUUGGCGAGACUGAAGUAA